UCUCUCUAGGCAAAUGUAUAGAUCACAGCUGCUGGAGUGCUUGCUACAAACCACAUCAAAAAAGGUGCAUGAACAUCACCCUGUUUCCACCGACCAAUGCCUGUAUUGGCCGCCACAUUCUCAACAUGCACAUCACAUCUUGUAAUCGCACAUAUGACCGGUGCCUAGGAGACUUUUACAUCCUCUUUAAUCCUUGGUGUGCUGAUGACCCUGUGUAUAUGUACAAUGAGGCCCUCAGAAAAGAAUAUGUCCUGAAUGAACAAGGAAUGCUGUACCAGGGAGUUCACAAGCACAUUACUUCUAGACCGUGGCACUUUGGACAGUUUGAAGAUGGCAUUUUGGAUAUCUGCCUGAAACUCCUGGAUAUGGGUGCAAAUUACCAUCAUGACUCUGACCGAGAAAGUAGUUGGCGCAAGGAUCCUGUGCAUGUCAGCAUGGUGGUAAACCACAUGAUUUGUGGCCAUAGCAGUAACAGCAUCAUGAAGCUCCCACAGAACAAUGAUUACCUGCAGGGGGCUAAACCACUGUCAUGGAAUGGAAGUGUUCCCAUCCUUCAGCAGUGGUAUAAAGGCAGAUGUAGGCCAGUCAGAUAUGGAGACUCUGCAUCUCUUGCAUCAGUAAUGUGCACAGUGAUGAGGUGUUUGGGAAUCCCAAGCCGUGUUGUCACAAACUUCUAUUCUCCUCAACGUGCUGAGAACCCCCUUGUUGUCAAUGAACUUUUUGAUUGUACUGGCAAAACACUGCGUGGCAAAGACAGUCUUUGGAGCUACCACUGCUGGAAUGAAUCUUGGAUGGCCCGCAGAGAUCUAAAUCAAUGUUGUGGUGAUUGGCAGUGUCUGGAUCCAACACCCCUGGAGACUGGUAGAGGUUCAAUAUGCUGUGGUCCUACUUGGGUCAGAAGCAUCAAAGAUGGAGAUCUGGACUUGGACUAUGACGGCCAUCAUAUGUUCUCUCGGCUGAAUGCAAGCUGUGUUGGCUGGCUUUCCCAAGGCUCUGUCUCAAAGACAAAACUACACUGUGACACAUGGCCUUGUGGGCAAUACAUCAGCACCAAGUGCAUUGGUAGUGACCUACGGGAGGAUAUCACCAGCGCUUACAAGUAUGAAUUAGGUUCUCUGAAAGACAAAGAAGCAUUUUACAGAGCUUAUAGAAAAAUUCAUUCUGGAUACUGUAAUGCUCCCAAUUCAGAUAUAGACAGAGAGUUAGCAUCUCUCCGAAGCCCAUUCCUGAGUGAUGCUGGUAUUGCUAUGAGGCUUAAGAUGGCUAAUUGCCCUGUAUAUGGCCAAGAUGUCUGUCUGCAAUGGGUGCUUGAAAACUUACGUAAAGAGCCCAAGAACCUGAAUUUCAACUUGUGUGCUCAGGUGAUGACAUGCAAUGGAUGUCCAUUGGAUCAGUUCUGGAAGGACAAUAUGAAUGUCAUUCUGGGUCCAAGGGAAGUGAAAACAAUUCCACUACACAUACCAUUUGACCAGUAUGGGUCUCAUCUCUCUGAUUACAACAUUAUGAGAGUGGUAGCUGUCUCAGAACCAGAAUGUGGUGGUGAAGUCCUGAUGGUGAACAGAGAUAUUGUGAUUAACAAGCCUCCUGUUGAUAUUAAGCUCCUAGGUAAACCAAGGGUGCAUUCUACGUGCACUGCAGAGAUCUCCUUCUGCAAUCCCCUCCAGGAGAACCUGAGGAACUGUGUACUGAACCUGGAAGGUUGUGGACUGUUCAAAGAGCCAACGACUAUUGAUUUGGGAACACUGGCUGCUAAUCACCAGGCACGAACCAUAGUGGAGUUUACACCUUACAGGGAAGGCUGUCACCGGCUCCUGGCCAACUUCAGAUGCCACAAGUUUGGCUACUGCAAAGGAUAUGCCAAUGCUAUUGUGGAAAGCUCUGCCCCCCAGUGCCAUGAUCAAUGGAACACAUCACUACUGGAACAAAGACUGGCUGAAAAACAGGAAGAGGGAUUUAAAGAAUACCAGCACUGUGUACUUAAGGUGGAGCAAUUCUUAAGGAAGUAA
Messenger RNA from Mauremys reevesii (Reeves's turtle), 2006 nucleotides. RefSeq names its product protein-glutamine gamma-glutamyltransferase 5-like. The transcript has 12 exons. Gene Ontology annotation, molecular function: protein-glutamine gamma-glutamyltransferase activity. The record is from RefSeq and is a predicted model, not a curated record. Lineage: Eukaryota; Metazoa; Chordata; Testudines; Geoemydidae. The coding region runs from base 69 to 2006 and encodes 645 amino acids. Gene Ontology annotation, biological process: peptide cross-linking.